UUGAAGAAGUGUACAUUUUUGUGCACGGUAAAACAUAAAUAAUGAUUCCUAGACGAAUUAUUACACUAGUUAACGUCAAAUUAUUCAGUGGUUACUGUAAAGUAUCAUGAUCAAUGUGCAUUAGUUUUAUUUAGACGUAAGUGUGAGUUAAAAUGGACAAGAAAAAUGCGAUUCGCAGGGCCAAACGGCAGUCGAAAGUGCUUGAAGAAAAUUAUUGGGAUUGUAGUGUUUGUACGUACAGAAACAACGCAGAAGCCUUCAAAUGUUCGAUGUGCGACGUCAGGAAAGGCACGUCAACGCGCAAACCUCGCAUCAACCCGGCGCUCGUGGCGGCUCAAGCGGCCGGCACAGCGCCCACCAGCUCACAGAAACGGCCGCGGUCGCCCACCAGCUCACAGAAUCGGUCGCGGUCGGCAAACUCCCUCAAGAAGAAGCGACGGCAUCCACCACGACUUAGCAACGUGGAUAGAAGCUCGGCCCAGACCAGAGAGGUAACCGUCAGCGGCGUGACUGUAGUCAUAACAGAAUACAAACCGAAGAAGUCCGUGUCGAGCAGUUCCAGUGACGUCGAGUCUUCGAACGACGCGAGACCAUGAUGCACCAUCAACCCCCUAUACCCAAUUAUUCGUCUCACGCCUUUGCCGUUGGAUGUAUUGAAACACUAAGAUAAGUCCUAAGUUUAAGCCUAAUAGGGAUGUUUCCUGGAUAAAAGCAAGAGUUUGAAUUAGUCCGUCAGUUAACUUAUCAAAAAAUACUCGACACGUAUUUUGCACUUUUUCAAACAAAUGAAAAUUCAGAGAUAAUGCCCGUCAAAGUUUAAAACAAGAGGCUCGUGACGUCAAGGCGUGGUUAGUGUAGCACUUUGUGACGUAACGCGGAACUUCUACGCACCAUAACACUGUAAUUACUUGUUUAAUUGACAAGCAAAAAUAUACGUGUCCAAUAUUUUUUGAUAAUAUAAUUGACAGACUAAAAGUUUUUUUAGGAAACUAGCGUGUUCUAUGUCCACUCACUAACGUCUCAUGAUUUUACAGUAACCACUGUAACUAAUAAGGUAAUCCCGAUAUGCUAAUGAAAAGAGUUCUCGCUCUAUGUAAUAAUUUUAAACAUCAGCAUUUCUCUAGAAGGCUCAUAUUUUGAAGACGGACGCUUGAAAAUUUACGAAGGAAAUGUUAAGUAA
Molecule: messenger RNA, 1180 nt
Organism: Ostrinia nubilalis (European corn borer)
Lineage: Eukaryota; Metazoa; Arthropoda; Insecta; Lepidoptera; Crambidae
Gene: RYBP
Product: YY1-associated factor 2
Exons: 4
Coding region: 153-596 (147 amino acids)
Biological process (GO): positive regulation of DNA-templated transcription
Cellular component (GO): nucleus
Molecular function (GO): DNA binding; transcription coregulator activity
Source: RefSeq, a predicted model, not a curated record